AUGACCACACAAACAGUGAAGGUCCAAAACAUUCAAAAUGAACGGUGCAUUCUUUGUGUUCUGUGUCUGAAGGAGGACGAGACCAAGUGUGAGAGAUGUGACAGCUCGUGCACGGAGUGCAAGGGACCUGGGCCUCUCAACUGCACGGUCUGUCCAGCCAGCAUGCAGCUCUACCUGGCAGAAAGCCGCUGCCUGCCCUGCUGCCAUGACUCUGACCUGGCAGGAACCCCAGAGUGCUGUGACUGCAACGAAACGCAAGAUGACUGUGUAUUACGGACCACUCUACCACCUGAGAGCAAAAGCAAAACUGUUUUCUUUGUUAUUACCUGUAUUUUGCUUCUCCUUGUCAUUGGAGCCACUGUAUUCAUCUGGAGAAAAUCACAAGCCAAAAAUCAGGCUGUCAAUAAAGGCAGGUAUGAGAAGCUGACAAAUCACUCCAAAACCUUUCCUUCCAACUUGGGCAACUACCAUGAGAGUACCAGUUACCAGGAAGAUCAGGUCAUUGAGUACAGAGAUCGAGAUAAUGAAGAUGAUGAUGAUGAAGAUGACAUUGUAUACAUGGGCCAGGAUGGCACAGUCUAUCGCAAAUUUAAAUAUGGACUUUUGGAGGAUGACGAGGAAGAUGAGCUUGAAUAUGAUGAUGAAAGUUAUUCAUUUAGAUAACUCUUUACUAAUUUUUUAAUUCCCUUCUGCAUUGCUUUUCCUACUAAAUUAUGGCAUUUAGUGGAGUAUGUUUAGUUACUUCUUAGCACGCUGAGCUCAAGAUUUUAGCUGACAAUUAUUGUGAGAGCAGAAAGGUUUCUAGAAGCAUUUUUUCCUAAAGCUUUACAUAAAUCCUUGCUAGGCUUUUAAGUAGCACUCCAGAUGUAGACUGGUUAAGAGAUUAUGUUUCUGUGCAUUUGGACUAAAUAGACAGUAAGUCAUUUCCCAGUAUGUAUUUCUGUGCAUUAUAACUAAUACAAAUUCUGCUUUAAACCAUGCACUCACACUUACUGAGAACCUUGCCAAUCAUCUACUAGAAAUGUGAAGAUAUAAACAAGAUGAGUGCAUUUAUCUAACUGAUGAAUACCACUGGGAUAGGGCAACAGUAGUUCACUACUUUGUGAUUAGAGCUACUCAGCAAUCCAUAACAGAAUAGGCAAGUUUGCUGACUUUACCCAGAUUUCCUUUGUUAGCAUCAUCUGGUACAUACGUAUUCCUCAAAGCCCACACAUUUCUCUUUAUAAUCUCAUAGCAUACUUCCCAGUGGAAUUGUGCCUCUAUGACAUCUAUGACUUCUGGGUUUACUGCAACAGGAAAUACAAUCUAUGAACAUGUUCACAAAAAAAGUCCUGAUUUCCUCUUUUCAACUACUUUCUAGGUGAUUUAAACACUGAACAUUUAUUAAAGCAGCUUUUCCGUUUCUGAUGUAAAUGGCUCACGAUGUUCAGACAGUGGCAAAGGGGAUAGUUAGCACAUAUUUGGUAACGUAACUUAAAGGAACACAGCAAUGUGAUUUUUUAUUAUUAUUACAGAAAUAUAAUUUAUCAUGCUAAAGAAAGGGACGCUCUUUAUGACUGUGUUGUGAAAGAAUAAAUUCUUUGCUCAAAACUGCCUUGAAAAUGC
Messenger RNA from Neopsephotus bourkii (Bourke's parrot), 1605 nucleotides. RefSeq names its product proprotein convertase subtilisin/kexin type 5-like. The record is from RefSeq and is a predicted model, not a curated record. Lineage: Eukaryota; Metazoa; Chordata; Aves; Psittaciformes; Psittacidae. The transcript has 2 exons. The coding region runs from base 1 to 663 and encodes 220 amino acids.